AUGAUAAUCAUCUCGGAAUAUUUUCAAGACAUACAAGACUUUGUUAAUUUAGAGUUAGUGAGCAAAAAAUAUCAAGACAACAUGGAAAAGUUCAAUUACAACCCGAUUCCAUUAACAAAGAAAACGAUUGCUUAUUUUCCUAACAUCGAAACAUUAAACUUAUGGAGCACAGAAGAUGAGAGCUUUGGUAUUUCAAUAACUCAAACUUCGAACAAAGGUCUUUCCUUUCUAUUUAAAAACUCAACCAAACACUAUAAGUUUCAAAAAAUUGUCGUGUGGUUUGAAGUCGACGUGAAAACAGCAAGCAAAAACACCAACCCAAAAAUUCAAUACAAAAACGUACCAUUUCGAUCUGUUGUUACUGUUGGUAAUCACUCUUUCGAUGGGUGUUUCAGUCUUACUAGUGUUUCAAUUCCAUACAGUGUCGUCUCUAUUGGUAAUUUUUGUUUCAACGAAUGUAGUAAUUUGCGCACAGUGACUCUAUCAGCAAGUACUUUAAGACUUGGAGAUUUUUGUUUCAACAAGUGUUCCAAUUUGAGUCAAAUUAAACUUCCUUCCACUUUAAAAACGUUCAAUUCUUUAUAUCACAACAACUGCGGAGAUUUGGAGGAUUUUGAUCAAAUAGAAGAGUCUGGAAAAGAAGUCUUUUUCAUUGGACCAAAUAUACCAAAUCCGUAUAUCAUUUGGGUGUAUUGUUUUGUACUCUUUCCUAAACAAAUCAGUGAAGAACCUUUAUUCACACAAUAUGGGUCUUUAUAUGAUUUAAUGAGAAAUAAAAAUUCGUAUGAUAUCGACACUAUAAUGAAAGUAAAAUUGAUGUUGGAUACCGCUAAAGGGUUGUCGUAUCUUCACGAAUUUGGAUUUGUACACUGCAAGUUGUCGUCGUUUCAUGUGUUUGUCAAUUCACUUGAUUUUAAAGACGAUGUGAAUGGAAAGUUAACUUUAUUUAACAAUUAUAAAGAUCUUUAUUGUUUAUUGAAAAAUGUCGAUAAUGGAUUUGAACCGUCAGUGGGUUCUGGGAUACCAGUUUAUAUGGCACCGGAAUUAACUGACUCUAAACCCACUACGGCUUCUGACGUGUUUGCGUUUGCAAUUAUAAUUUUGGAGUGUUUAACAUGGAAAAAUGCAUAUAACGAGAAACAAUUUAAAUAUCCAUCAAAGAUUAUUGGUUUUGUUAAGAAUGGAAAUCGACUUCCUAUUGAUAUUGAUAAUGACGACAUAAAGAUUUUAAUAGAAGACAUGUGGAAACAAGAAUCACAAUAUAGACCAAAUAUUAAUACCGUUGUAGAUAGACUUAUAAAAAUCUAUAAUGAAUUCAACUGA
This is a messenger RNA of Entamoeba invadens IP1, 1323 nucleotides long. Its product is annotated as Ephrin type-A receptor 4A, putative. NCBI's taxonomy places the organism in Eukaryota, Evosea, Mastigamoebida, Endamoebidae. The coding region runs from base 1 to 1323 and encodes 440 amino acids. Gene Ontology annotation, molecular function: ATP binding; protein kinase activity. Gene Ontology annotation, biological process: protein phosphorylation. The transcript is spliced from 2 exons. The record is from RefSeq and is a predicted model, not a curated record.